Suillus clintonianus is the source of this 561-nucleotide messenger RNA. RefSeq lists its product as uncharacterized. The coding region runs from base 1 to 561 and encodes 186 amino acids. NCBI's taxonomy places the organism in Eukaryota, Fungi, Basidiomycota, Agaricomycetes, Boletales, Suillaceae. The record is from RefSeq and is a predicted model, not a curated record. The transcript has 6 exons.
AUGACUUCACCUGAACCUGGCGUCUAUUUCAUCGUGAUGCCCGGACCGGGUCUGCUCGCUAGUCUCCCCAGGGAUGGGGGACCGCUUUGUGGACAUGCCUUCGACACAAGUGGCUCCUAUCGCCAAUAUUGGCGCCUAACCCAUAUUGAACCUGAUGGCAACAACCCUGAGAGGUACUGCGUUCUCACUGAGGAUAUGGGCGGCAAUUCUCGCACAUUGGGUGUAAAUGCCCUUCAACACGACGAGAAUGUUGUGGGCUUCCCUCGGUCCUCCGACCCCCAGCGCUGGCUCAUCAAUAUCUACCAGCGUGAUGAUGACGGUGGCGCUGGCAACGAAUUGGUUUGGAGCGUCCAACGUGAAGAAACAGGCAAUCCGAUCUAUAUCUCGUACAAAGGCCAAACACCGUACCAGGAAUGGGGCUUCUUGCGCUGGAGCAAUGGAAGGAUAUAUCCAGAUUUUGCUGCGAAAGUUUAUGACUGGGAAAAGGUCCUGAUAUCACUCACACUCAAAGCAAAAGUGGGUCCUGAAGUAACGAAUACCAACCACAAAAAACACUCCUAA